AUGUUGAUCUGCAAAAUCUCGGAAAAGGGGUCGCCGGCGACAGGGGUGGAUCCUCAGUCGAUCACGCUAUUCUCGCCGAGAUCGCCUGCGCUGAAGGUGUAUGCGGAAAACACUGCGAAAGCAAAGCGGGAAACAAUCUGCAAAGAAGAAGCUUUACCCAGCCCUUACAAAGCCGCCGCCGCGUCUGCCUUGGCUUUCCUCUGCGGGUCAUUGUUUCCUCUGUUGCCGGCCAUCUUCAUCGCUCAAAACACGCUCAAAGUCGCGAUUGUCGUGGUGGUUGCCUCCAUAGCUCUUGCUCUGUUCGGAGGCAUCGGAGCUCAUCUCGACGGUUCGUCGGUGAAGGUCCCGGCCACGAGGUUUCUAGUUGGUGGGAGGAUUGCCAUAGGAAUCACCUACGGGUUGCUCAAGCCUUUCGACAAAGACGAUGACAAGUAG
Messenger RNA from Eucalyptus grandis, 435 nucleotides. RefSeq names its product vacuolar iron transporter homolog 5. Gene Ontology annotation, molecular function: manganese ion transmembrane transporter activity; iron ion transmembrane transporter activity. The transcript has a single exon. The record is from RefSeq and is a predicted model, not a curated record. The coding region runs from base 1 to 435 and encodes 144 amino acids. Gene Ontology annotation, biological process: intracellular manganese ion homeostasis. Lineage: Eukaryota; Viridiplantae; Streptophyta; Magnoliopsida; Myrtales; Myrtaceae. Gene Ontology annotation, cellular component: membrane.